UAUCGCAUAAGCUGUAUCAACAGCUUAUAUCAAACCUUAAGCCAAACACCCUGUCACUAGUCCAGGAGAGAGAGUGAACGUCUGGACCGGUUUUCUUUGCAAUGGAGGUGCAAGAUUCACGAAACACGGCCGGGAAGCCAAUCCGAUGCAGAGCGGCGAUUAGUCGAGCACCUGGAGAGCCACUGGUGAUAGAGGAGGUGAUUGUGGCCCCUCCGAAGCGUUACGAGGUUCGGGUUCGAAUCAUAUGCUCCUCUCUCUGUCACAGCGACAUCACUUUCAUGAAACUCAAGGAUCCUCCCGGAUACUUUCCAAGAAUUAUGGGUCACGAAUCUGUCGGGAUUGUGGAGAGUGUUGGGGAGGAUGUAGAUGAGGUGACUGAAGGUGACCUUGUCAUCCCGUCCUACAUGGCAGAUUGUGGAAAAUGUACUGAUUGCAAAUCCAAGAAGAGCAACCUGUGUUCAAACUUACCUUUCUCAGUCUCUCCUUGGAUGCAUAGAGAGGAGACAAGCAGGUUCACCGAUCUUAAAGGGGAGACUUUAUACCAUUUCUUAUUCAUUUCAAGUUUUAGUGAGUACACAGUGAUAGAUGUUGCCCAUUUGGUAAAAGUUGACAAUGCAACCCCGCCAGAUAGGGCAUGCCUCCUCAGUUGUGGAGUGUCAACAGGGGUAGGUGCUGCUUGGAGAACAGCAAAUGUGGAACCGGGAUCAACUGUCACAAUAUUUGGGCUGGGUGCAAUUGGAUUAGCGGUUGCAGAGGGAGCCAGACUAUGUGGAGCAAGUAGAAUUAUUGGUGUCGAUGUGAACCCUGCAAAAUUUGAACUUGGGAAAAAGUUUGGAUUAACUGACUUUGUGAACCCUGCAAACUGCACGGACCAACCUGUGAGCGAGCUCAUAAAGAAUAUGACUGGUGGAGGUGCAGACUAUUGCUUUGAAUGUGUUGGUUUGGCAUCCUUGGUGCAUGAAGCAUAUGCUUGCUGCCGAAAGGGUUGGGGAAAGACAGUUGUAAUUGGAGUGGACAAGCCAGGAGCAAAGUUGAGCUUCAGUUCUUUUGAGGUCCUUCACGGUGGGAAGCAGAUCAUGGGCUCGCUUUUUGGAGGUCUAAAAGCUAAAUCUGAUAUUCCAGUCCUUCUCAAAUGGUAUAUGGACAAGGAAUUGCGGCUGGAUGAAUUUGUCACACAUGAGGUGACCUUUGAAGACAUCAAUAAAGCUAUUGAUUUACUUAUGGAAGGAAAGUCUCUCCGGUGCGUGAUUUGGAUGAAGAAAUGAAUAACUUCCUCUCUUGUUAUCUGUUUAUGUUUUCCCUAGAGACAACUUAUUGUGGGCUUAACUGUGACUCCAAAACAUAUGACUUUUGGUGUUUGGCUAGAUUUUUUCAUUUUGGUUGAUUUUUAGUUUUAGAUUUCUGAAGCAAAGAGCCUCCUAUCUGCUUCUUUCUUUGUGCUGAGAUCAUUGUUUGUAACACGGUAAAAUCAUGAUAUUUUGCGAUCUUUCGGUUGCAACUGGUUAUAGUAACAGAACAAAGCAAAGAGAGGCUUUUGGGUAAUAAAA
Molecule: messenger RNA, 1547 nt
Organism: Diospyros lotus (date-plum)
Lineage: Eukaryota; Viridiplantae; Streptophyta; Magnoliopsida; Ericales; Ebenaceae
Product: alcohol dehydrogenase-like 7
Exons: 10
Coding region: 102-1265 (387 amino acids)
Biological process (GO): formaldehyde catabolic process
Cellular component (GO): cytosol
Molecular function (GO): zinc ion binding; S-(hydroxymethyl)glutathione dehydrogenase [NAD(P)+] activity
Source: RefSeq, a predicted model, not a curated record